Molecule: messenger RNA, 2328 nt
Organism: Paramormyrops kingsleyae
Lineage: Eukaryota; Metazoa; Chordata; Actinopteri; Osteoglossiformes; Mormyridae
Gene: gnl2
Product: G protein nucleolar 2
Cellular component (GO): nucleolus
Molecular function (GO): GTP binding
Source: RefSeq, a predicted model, not a curated record
CGUACUUCCAUUCAGCACCGCUCCGCUUCCGGCAAUUGCACGUGGCUGGUGACAGAGCUGAAGAGUAGAAGAUCGGGUGGAGUAAAUAACUUUAGUUCUUGAAAUUCUCAUCGCGAGUUGCGGAUCAAGACCUGACAAAAUGGUGAAGCCGCGGUUUAAGGGGAAAAGCACAAUAAACCCCUCGUCCUCCAGCUCGAACCCAGAUCGACUGAAGGGUUCUGGAGGAAGCAACAUGAGGGACCGGGCAACAAUAAAACGUUUGAACAUGUACAGACAGAAACAGCGCUGCAACAACAGGGGGAAGGUGAUCAGACCACUGCAGUUCCAGUCCACAGUUUCACCUGGCACUGUGGCGCGAGUGGAGCCCAACAUAAAAUGGUUUGCCAACACUCGUGUCAUCAAGCAGUCAUCGCUGCAGAUGUUCCAGGAGGAGAUGGGAGCAGUGCAGAAGGACCCCUAUCGGGUGGUGAUGAGGCAGAGCAAGCUGCCCAUGUCUCUCCUGUAUGACCGGGUCAAGGCCCAUAGUGCCAAGGUGCACAUCCUGGACACGGAGACGUUCGAGACGACGUUCGGGCCUAAAGCACAGCGGAAGAGGCCCAGCCUGAGCGUGGGUGAUGUGAAGGACCUGGCCGAGAAGGCAGAGGCCGAGGCUCUCGGCUACUGUGCCGAAAAGGACCGGGACCUCGUCACGGAGGACACCGGAGUCAGGAAUGAGGCACGUGAGGAGAUUUUCAAGAAGGGCCAGUCCAAGAGGAUAUGGGGUGAACUCUACAAGGUGAUAGAUUCUUCAGACGUGAUUAUCCAGGUGCUGGACGCUCGGGACCCAAUGGGCACCAGGUCCCAGAGCAUCGAGACCUACAUGAAGAAGGAGAAGCCCUGGAAGCACCUAAUCUUCGUGCUCAACAAAUGUGACCUCAUCCCCACCUGGGUAACGAAACGGUGGGUGGCCAUACUAUCCCAGGAGUUCCCCACCCUGGCUUUCCACGCCAGUCUCACCAACUCCUUCGGAAAGGGGUCCCUCAUCCAGCUCUUGCGACAGUUUGGAAAGCUCCACUCAGAUAAGAAGCAGAUCAGCGUGGGAUUCAUUGGGUACCCCAAUGUGGGCAAGAGCUCCAUCAUCAACACGCUGCGCUCCAAGAAGGUCUGCAACGUGGCACCCCUCGCCGGGGAGACCAAGGUGUGGCAGUACAUCACGCUGAUGCGACGUAUAUUUCUGAUCGACUGUCCCGGAGUCGUGUAUCCGUCAGAGGACAGUGAAACGGACAUCGUACUCAAAGGAGUGGUGCAAGUGGAGAAGAUCAAGAACCCAGAGGAGCAUAUUGGGGCUGUAUUGGAGCGGGCGAAACCGGAGUAUAUCCAGAAAACGUAUCGAGUCCCUUGCUGGACGUCAGCUGAGGACUUCCUGGAAAAGCUGGCACUUCGCACCGGGAAACUCCUAAAGGGGGGUGACCCAGAUCUGCCUACGGUGUCCAAAAUGGUGUUGAACGACUGGCAGAGAGGUCGCAUCCCGUUCUUUGUGAAGCCCCCCCUCACGGAGACGGAGGAGGAGCGUCAGGAAAGAUUGGGGAAAGUAGGAGAGAUGAUCAGUGACGGGGACUCGCAGGAGGUGACCCCCGAUUUGGUGACGGAGGGUCUGGACCAGACUGACUCAAGUGAGCAGGUGCCGAAACUCCUGACCAACGUCAGGCAGAACUUCGGGAAGAUCAACGUAGGCCCAGAGUUCACAGAGGAGGACCUGGUGCCCGUGGAGGUGUCGGACUUCUCGGAUGAGGAGGAAGAGCACUCAGAAGAGGAAGAUGUGGGGAGUGACGGACCAGAUGGGGGCGAAGAGAGUGAGGAUGGUGAGGACGAGAGUGAGAAGGCAGAGGAGCCGAAAGCUGCCCCAGCCAAGGCUGAGGUCAAGGACUCACGGCAAGUGGUCAAAGAGUUGGACCAGAAGAUCGCCAAGUACAAACAGUUCCUGAGCCGGGCCAAGUGCAAGAGGUUCUCAGCUAUCCGGAUUCCAAAGUCACUGACGGAGAGGCUGUACACGCAAACGGAAAGGCAGCCGUCGGCGAAAGCUGAGACACAGACCAGCAGAAAGAGGAAGGCCGAGGAAGACGAUGGCCAGAGUGUGACGGGACGUGGUGGCAGGCUGACGUGCAAAGAGCGGAGGAGACGGGAACGAGCACAGAAGGUGAAGAAGGUGGGGGUGCGUUAUUACGAAACGCACAACGUCAAGAACAAGAACAAAAAGCGGGCCCCCUCUGGCGGGCCCGAGCAGAGCAAGCGGGGCCGGCGCUGACCCCGUGGCUGCAUGCCCUGUAAAAUAAACCACUUUUAAUGGCU